Lasiosphaeria miniovina is the source of this 1056-nucleotide messenger RNA. RefSeq names its product D-isomer specific 2-hydroxyacid dehydrogenase. Bases 1 to 1056 code for a protein of 351 amino acids. The record is from RefSeq and is a predicted model, not a curated record. Gene Ontology annotation, molecular function: NAD binding. NCBI's taxonomy places the organism in Eukaryota, Fungi, Ascomycota, Sordariomycetes, Sordariales, Lasiosphaeriaceae. The transcript has 6 exons.
AUGGGCGCCAACAAGACUCUCAAAGGCCACAAGCUGCUCAUCGCGACGCCGUGGGAGGUGGUGCCGGGGUUUCUCGACACGCUCAAGGCCGAGUUCCCGGACCUCGAGGUCGUCUUCCACAAGAUCGCGUGGGCGCUGGAGCCGGCGGUGCUCGGCGACGACGUGUUCGAGGAUGUGACCAUCCUGCUGACCUUCAACACGCUGCCUACGCCCGCGCAGGCCCCCAAGCUCGAGUACGUCCAGCUCAUGAGCGCCGGCGCCAAUCACAUCCUCAAGAACCCCCUCUUCACCGACACCGACGUCGCAUUCUGCACCGCCAACGGAGUUCACGGACCCCAGAUAUCAGAGUGGAUUCUGGCAACGUACCUAGCCUUUGAACACCAGAUCCCCCAGUACUUGGAAAAGCAGAAGCAGGCGAGAUGGGAGAGGGACAACACAUUGCUCGAGGAUGCCGUCAGUAAGACCGUCGGAAUACUAGGGUACGGCAGCAUCGGGCGGCAGACGGCACGGGUGGCGACGGCGCUGGGGAUGAAGGUGCACGCGUACACGCUACACGCGCGGCCGACGCCCGAGUCGCGGCGGGACUUGUCGUGGGCGCCGGACGGGCUAGGAGAUCCAGACGGCGUGUUCCCGAGUUCGGGGCUAGACCUGCUAGUUAUCGCGACGCCGCUAACGGACAACACGCGCCACCUGAUCGCCGCGGCCGAGUUCCGCAUCCUAGCCGCUCAGGGCAAGGGCAAGACGUACGUGUCCAACAUUGCCCGCGGCCCCGUUGUCAGCACCGACGAUAUCAUCGACGCCCUCAACCAGGGGCUCAUCCGCGGCGCCGCCCUGGACGUGACGGAUCCGGAGCCCCUGCCGGAUGGACACGUGCUGUGGAGCACAAAGAACGUCAUCAUCACCCCUCACGUCUCGGGUGGCUCUACGUCCUAUAACACGCGCGUCCUAAGCAUCCUGGAACACAACCUUAGGCGCUUUAGCGAGGGCCAGGAGCUGACAAACAAGUUUACGGUCAAGAAGCAGUCGUUCUUGUCAUUUCUGGUUCAUACUAUGUAG